This is a messenger RNA of Hypanus sabinus (Atlantic stingray), 907 nucleotides long. RefSeq names its product general transcription factor II-I repeat domain-containing protein 2-like. The record is from RefSeq and is a predicted model, not a curated record. The transcript has 2 exons. The coding region runs from base 161 to 763 and encodes 200 amino acids. Lineage: Eukaryota; Metazoa; Chordata; Chondrichthyes; Myliobatiformes; Dasyatidae.
UACUGACACCGCUACAACGUGUUUUUAUCGCUGGCUGUCCAGACGGAAGGUGCUGAAACGCUUUGUCGCGUGUCUGGAAGAAGUGAAAACUUUCCUGGGCAGCAAAGGGCUCACCUUUCCUGAGCUGGAACAGCCAGAGUGGCUGGAAAAGCUACACUUCAUGGUAGACAUGACAGCGCACCUGAACACGCUGAACACAGCUCUUCAGGGGAAAGGACGUACAGCCCUGCACAUGUUGGAGGAUGUUUUGGCAUUCAAGCGCAAGUUGACAGUGCUUGCCAGAGAUUUACAGAAAGGCACUUUGUCUCACUUCCCCAAUUUGAGAGAGUUCAAACAAGGUCACGACAUGAUAAUUUCGGAGUAUUUACAUUCUGCAAUCAUCGCAAUGCAAACAUCGUUUGGGAAACGCUUCUGUGAGUUCAGAGAGGAAAAAAACACAUUAUCCUUCCCGGUCACUCCCUUAAGCAUCGAUCCUUCCCUACUGAAUACGACUGCAUUGGCAGGUGUGAGUCAACCUGAUCUUGAGAUGGAACUGGCCGACAUAGCCGACAAAGACAUAUGGGUGUCCAAGUUUAGACGCUUGACAGCAGACCUUGAAGAUGUUGCCCGUCAGAAGGCCGUUCUUGCUCAGAAACACAAAUGGAGUGAUAUUGAAAACCUCACAGAUGACAGCUUGCGAUCCUGUGUAAAGAUGAAGGUGACAUCAUACAGCCCUGAUGUGCAGACGCUGUGCGCUGAGGUCCAGGAGCAGAAAUCCCAUUAACCAAGAUGACAGCUGGCUGACGUUAUUUUUGGUUUGCUGCUGGCGGAAAAUUUAAGUUCGGCGUUUUUCAUAAAUACAAGAAGGACUCAAAUAGACAUUGAGUAUUUUACUUAAAAGUAACCUUCAACCCAACGUCUUUUUUUC